Molecule: messenger RNA, 3354 nt
Organism: Paramecium octaurelia
Lineage: Eukaryota; Ciliophora; Oligohymenophorea; Peniculida; Parameciidae
Source: the annotation of a GenBank genome assembly
AUGAUUAAGAAUCAUAACAGAAGAAAUUUUUGGAUAGAGAUUUAUUUGACAAAUUUGGGAUUAAUAUCAUUAAAAUUAAGUAUUGUGAAAUGUUAGUAUUAAAGUGCUGGCUGCAUAACACAAUAUCAUAAGUUGUGUUAAUAAUGGAAACUUCACUAAUAUUCAUUUACUGAGAAAUUUAUCACUUAUUCAGAGGGAUGGACGUUUGAAUUAAAUUAUUAUACUAGAAAUUGGUGUGGAAACUGUCAAUAUUUGGUGUUUUCUGAAAUUUAGUAUCGCACUCAACUACCUCCUCAUUAAGAUGUGCUAAUAAGAUUGUUUAAAGAUGAUUCAAAUCCUAUAAUAGUAGACUAUGCAUAUGGUAAAUAAACUUUUGAUAUUCUAUUAAUAGAAAUAUUAAUAAAGAAUCAUUAGAAUUCAUUAUUCGUUUUGAAAAUAACAACCUAAUCAACUGGUAUUUAAAGCCACAUAAGAGAUUUUGAAAUAUUUUACACUUAGCCAGAAGUAAUGCUAAACAUUUUCAAUGAAGGUUGUUUAUAGUAUCUUGAUGAUAAAUGCCUGACUUGCCUUGAAGGCUGGAUUUAAGACGAAUUUCUAAAAAAUUGUCAUCCUAUUUGUGGAGAUGGUAUAAUUCAAGGUUAAGAAGAAUGUGAUGAUAAUAAUCUGAUAUCAGAUGAUGGUUGUAUUUAAUGCAGGUUUUCUUGCCCCAACUUUUGCAAUUUAUGUAAAUUUGGAAAAUGUUUACACUGUUAAUCAAAUUAUCAAUUAAUUAAUAGUAGGUGUGAAGAAAUAAAUAAAAAUAAUGGUUUCAAACCAAUGAAUUAAAACUAUUAUACAUUUUCUGAUUUAUUAUUUUAUGGAAAUUAUUAUCACUUAUUAUUGCAAGAUUAUUUUAUUAAUCGAAAACCAUCUGAUAUUUCUGAUAAUGGCUUUUAAGCAUUUGAAAUUUUGGAAUCGUAUUUUUCAAAACUUUAAGAGAAUAAUGGAAUAAUGAUAUAGAAUUGCUUAAAUAGUUUAUUUAAAGUAUGUUUAGAAUGCUAACCUUUUUAUAAGUUAUCCUAUAAUAAGAAAUAUUGCAUUCCUAUUUGUAAUGAUGGAGUUGUCGUAGAAAAUGAAACCUGCGAUGAUUAUAAUAAUAUACAAUUUGAUGGUUGUUAUCAAUGUUAAUUAGGUUGCUAAUUAGAGUGUAAUUAAUGCAUCUAAUAGUAAUGCUACUCUUGUAUCGAUGGUUGGUAGAUUAUCGAUUAUCGAUGUUACCAAAUAUGUGGGGAUGGUUAUUUGGCUAUUUCUUCAUCAGAGUAAUGUGAUGAUGGAAAUUAUCAACCUUAUGAUGGAUGUUACAAUUGUAAUUUCGAAUGCAAAUGAAAUUGUCUUUAUUGUGAUAGUUCUAAUAAUUGCUUAGAAUGUUAAGACAAUUUUGAAAAAAGUGAUCAAAAUUACUGUAAACCUAUAUGUGGAGACGGAAUAAUCAUUGAAGGAUUAGAAGAAUGCGAAGACUUAAAUGAUAUUCAAUAUGAUGGCUGCUAUUAAUGUUUUUUUUAAUGUAGUCAAAAUUGUUCCAAAUGUAAUUAAGGGAAGUGCUAAGAAUGUGCUGAAGGAUAUGACUUAAUUAUAAGUGAAUGCAACUAAGUAAUAAUUAUUAAUGAUAAUUAAAACGAUGGCAAUAAGGCAAUCUAAAACUAAUGUGGAGAUCAAAUUCUAUCUACUAAAGAGUAAUGUGAUGAUGGAAAUCAAUAUAGUGGUGAUGGAUGUUCUAUCGACUGCAAAGUAGAAAAAACGUGGAAAUGUAAUUAAGAGUAGCCUAAUUAGUGCUUUAUAUAAACUAAAUUUGUCUUAAAAUACGAAAAUCAAACUUACGAACAUCAAUUUAUUUUCUUAUAGUUUUCAAAUGAAGUGAAAUAUGUUUCAAAAAUAAGUUUUCAGGAUUCUAUUUUAGCUGAAAUAACAAAUUUAAAUAAAAAUUAAUAUCAAAUAAAAAUCAGUUCUGUAGUAAAUGUUAGUUCAACUGAGUUUACUCUACCUUUGUUUGAAUUUGAUGUUAUUAUUUUUGAGGUUAUGACAACGUAACCAAAUUUUUCAAUUUCCAUCAACUCAACUUUAAUUGACAAUAACGAUAUGCCUGUCUCUAUCUCAUCAUAAUAUUUAUUACUAAAUGAACCUAAAGUUUUGACUUAGAUUUAAAUUAAGGUUGCUAAUAGGUUUUAAGAUAUAGGAAAUGCUUUAAUUAUAGGUUUAGGAGCUAUUAGCAUAUUGAUGUUAUUAUUUGGAGAUCUAUUACAAAGCUUAGAAAUUUUUGACAUUUUACAAUAUUAAUCUUAUCUGAAAUUUGUAAACGUUUCUUAUCCAUAAAAUUUAUACAUCUAUUUUCAAUCAUCAGAAAUUGUAACAGUUAGUCCUAUAUUGAUAUCAUGUAAAAUAAUGGAAAUUCUUAAUAAUCUAAUUCCUUAUAACUUUAUUCCAAGUAUAGGAAAGCUUAAAGAGUAUCAAAUGAAUGCUGACUUUCUUUUAAACAUCUAGAGCUAAAUCUCUUAAAUUGCUUUUAUUGUUAUAUUAUACCUAUUUCUUAAAUUUUAUCCAAAGUUCUUAAAUAAUUUUAUUUUUACGCCUAACAAUAUUAAUGCUGUAAGAUAGAUGAAUUAAAAAUGGCUUGAAAAGCUAAUAUCUAAAAUCUAUCAACUUAAUAAAAAAGUCCUAAAUUUAAAAAAUAUUUAUUCUAUGGAAGGAUUUAGGUAGCUCUACUAUGCAAAUUCCUGGGAUUUACUUUUUAAAGCAUUUCUUUAUAUAACAUCAAAUGCAUAAUCAGGAUAUCGAUCUAUUAUUUCUUACAGCAUUUGUUUUGCAGUAUUGGGUUUGGCAAUUAUUUUUCUGUUGUAAAAUUUUAGAAGAUUGAAUUAACAUUCAAGCAAUUAAAAAUUAAGAUUUGAAUAGUAUGAGGGCAUCAUGUUAUUAAAAAAACUAUUAUUUAUCUUAAUCUUAAUUGAUUUUUAAAAUAGCGAGGUAGUUCAAUGUUUAAUGUUAUCACUGUUGAUUUUAGGAUAUAUUGGAUUGUUAUCACUGAUAAAAAAAAAUAUCAAAAAGAUAGAAUUUAUUGGAAUAAUUUGGAUGGAAAUUCCAGUAAUUAUCUUUACAUUAACAAGUUUAAUUUAUUGCUCUGAUUUUUCAGGCUCUAUGGCAUAAAGUGAAUAAAUUUUAGCAGGUUUUUGCCAAAUUGUAAUCUUGAUUCUUGGUUUAUUGGGGCCGUUAAUCAAACUUGGAAUUAAGCUCUGCAUUGAAAUCAAAUUAUUUUAUCAAAAGAAAGGAGAAAAUCCAUUGUUCAGACUUAAUGUAUCCAAUAUCCUUCAACACGCAGAAUGA